This is a messenger RNA of Helianthus annuus (common sunflower), 588 nucleotides long. RefSeq lists its product as uncharacterized. The record is from RefSeq and is a predicted model, not a curated record. The transcript has a single exon. NCBI's taxonomy places the organism in Eukaryota, Viridiplantae, Streptophyta, Magnoliopsida, Asterales, Asteraceae. The coding region runs from base 1 to 588 and encodes 195 amino acids.
AUGGCAAGAUACCUGGCAAAAACGAAGGAGCUCAUGGCUUCCUUUGAUAACGUCACGCUCAACGACGUCCAUAGAGGCAAAAAUCAGAUAGCAGAUGCCCUCAGCAAACUCGCCACCUCAGGCAUGGAAAAAGAAGUCAAAGUUGAGACGCUACAGGCACCAUCAAUCGAACCACGGAAUGUUUCCGCCGUCACAACGGAAGAACCAUGCUGGUACACCCCAGUACUAAAAUUCCUCAUCAAUGGGGACUUACCUUCCGCUAGGGGCGAAGCACAAAAGGUACAAACAAAGGCAUUGCAUUAUGAAGUCAAUAACGGCGUCCUGUAUAGAAAGUCAUACUUGGGGCCACUUUUGCGGUGCGUCUCUCCAACAGAAGCAAAGUACCUGAUCAGCGAGAUUCAUUCAGGUUUAUGUGGCAUUCACGCCGGACCUCGGGCAGUAGUGGCCAAAAUCCAUAACGUCGGGUACUAUUGGCCCGGGAUGCACGAAGACGCCGUAGUAGAACUCAGGAAAUGCCGUAGCUGCCAAAAAUUUGCUCCCCAAACACUCAGGCCCAAGAACAACUUAAUACCGGUUACAGCGGCAUGA